UCUAUGCGGAAGUGACUGCGGAAGGAUUGCUUGCUUCCUGAAAAGUGCCGGGGGCUCGGGCUACUCUUUCUUUUUCUGUAAUAUAAUAGCUUUACAAGACAUUUAAACAUGUCGAAGAACACGGUAUCGGACCGUUUCCGAAAGGUUGACGUAGACGAAUAUGACGAGAACAAGUUUGUGGACGAAGAAGAAAAAGGCGGUGAGAAUCAACUGGGUCCGGACGAGGCCGAAGUCGGCUCCCUCGUCAGACAAGGGAAUAUGAUUGGCGCUCUACAAGCCGCGCUGAAGAACCCACCGAUCAACACCAAGAACCAGAACGUCAAGGACCGGGCUGAGGGUCUGGUACUUCAAGUCCUCACUGCCUUUAAGACUAGCGAUAUCGAGAAAGCGGUACAGUCUCUGGAGAAGACUAAAGUGGAUCUGCUUAUGAAGUACAUCUAUAAAGGGUUUGAACGACCAUCAGAGAACAGCAGUGCAGUGCUGCUCCAGUGGCAUGAGAAGGCACUUUCUGUAGGUGGUGUGGGCUCCAUCGUGCGAGUGCUCACAGCUAGAAAAACCGUGUAACUCUCUCCAUCAGGACGCCUUGGCAGCGCUGGCACAGGGAUUGGCUGGCACAACCUCAGCGCCAGGCUCAUCAUUACACUGUGGAGGACGUCAGCCUCUCUCUCGCUCUCUCUCUCGUUCUUUUUCUCUGUGACUUUCUACUCUCAUUAUUUUUCUCCCGUUCUGGGUUUCAUCCAGCGACGGCAAAGUACAGCAGCUCAGAUCUGUACAUCACCUGAACAGCAAUGUUUCUAUUAAGCGGAUUUGCAGAUCUGAUCUCUGUCCUUCACAUGUUUACAAAAGCAGAUGCUCCUCUAACUCCAUCUGCUCCACCUCUUACACCCCAAGGAACUGUUAAAAUAACUUAACAUGAAUUAAGAUACAUGUAAUUCCGGUAUAUUGUUGUUGUUAUGAUUAUUAUUAUAAUAUACUGGAACGUAUGAGUGUUGCAGGGAUGACUGCUGUCAUGUAAGAUGAAAUAUCAUACAGUCUCUCACCCCACAAACAACUACCUAAUUCUAAUUAGCUCGCAUAAGGGCACAUGUGCGCUUAUGAAAUCUGCAGGGCCUGAAUCAGGUGCUUUGGUGCUAUUACGUGUCAGUAAAUGACUUUAAUCAAAUUGAAUCAAUCACGGUACAACAUCCUACACCAGCCUCAAUGCUUAGCAUUAGCAUACUUUCCUGGCUAUAAGUCCCAAUGGAGUAUAAGAGGCAUCCGCUUAGAUUCUGUGACCGUGUCCGUCCAUCUUUCCAACACAGUAGUGUGUUAGUGCUCUGUUAGUCUUCUGCCACAGUCGACACCUCUGCUUAACGGAUCACCUCUUCUCCUCUCUGUGUGUAGUUACGCUCAGUUGCCAUCAAAGCACCUAACUGACUUACAAACUAUGCCUGUGUCUUGCAAGCAUCUGACGACAAACAUUAAAGGUUUAGCCAAAAUAAAGGACAUUAUGUUUGCUUAUAAUUAGUGGUAGGACGGUAUACUGUUUUAAAAAUAGGUACAGAGUUAUGAGGUACCGGUACACAUCACUAUAUAUCCAGGUGUGUAAGUACAAAAUUUUUUUUAUAAACAUUUAAAAAUGAUGAAACUCAGACAACUUUGUAUCUCUGCAUUUUUUUUUCUAAUAAACGACAAGUGGUAAACAUGUAACAGUUUAACUAACGGAAUAAUUGAACAGUCACGCUGUCACUACAGUGUCAUUUGUGGUGUUAAAAUAUAGUCGUGUUGACCAUGAUAACAAGAAAUGUCCAUACACAUGGCCUUGUGAUUUUCACUAUUUCAGACGUCACGGGAUGUGACGCAAUACUGACCUUUCUCAGAACCUGUAGAACCUCAUGUUACGUGUAAUUAGUUCGUUUUAGUUGUACGGAGUCUAUUCUUACAAAGUGAACAUCAUAUCCGAGGAAAAAGUUGAUGUUCUUGAUCGUUUGGUCUUGUUUCCAUGGUCGCGACCCUUUCACGUUGACCGCAUAUAAGAUUUAAACGCUACACAGCGCUUUAACGCCGAGGAGGCCAUAUUGCCCUGUUGCCUAGCAACAUUGCUCUCCCUCUUGAACAUUGACCACAUUAGUUAUCCCAAUUCCCAUUCUCAAAGCACAAUUCUACAGAUUAAAAGACCAUGAUGCUAGUUUGUAUGAUCAUCGUACUGUGUUUCUGCAAUACCGUUCCACCCAUGAGUUUUAGCUAAACAUUUUGGCUUUAUUUUAUUACUGACAGCCUGUUCCUCACAGAUGCUGAUUUAGGAUCAGCUCUUUACCAUGUUUAUCAGGACAGGACAAAACCAAAGACUGACCCAGCAUCAGCAUGCAGACUUUUGAUCAAAUACAAUCCAUUAUUGUAUUGUACUGAAAUGUGUUUAUGUAUAUCUCAAUCACAUGUAAAGACGUUAUUUGGGUCUAAACUUCGCUCGUGGUCUGCUGUUUAGUUUUAGGAGCCGACUUCCGGGAAGCUCAACACAAAUACACCGCGUGUGUGUGUGUGUGUGUGUGUGUGUGCGCGCGCGUACGCACGCGUUCCCUCGAGUACUGCACUAUAUUGUUGGAACUAAACAUUUCCAGCUGAAGUGUGUAUUCAGGGAAUGCUCUUAGUGUAGCCUUUAUGUAGUCCAUCAAAGAAACCAUAUGUGAUGAACAGACUGACAUGGACACGUUUGAGAGUUUCUAGUUGUGCAUAGCACUCAAGUGCGACUAUAAUGUACCAGUUUACCAACUGCCUUAUGAAUUAUUCCUUUUAUAAUGUGUUGUCCAUUUUGGAAGCAAUAAAAAUUGUAUUAAUUAUAAACUA
Molecule: messenger RNA, 2823 nt
Organism: Ictalurus punctatus (channel catfish)
Lineage: Eukaryota; Metazoa; Chordata; Actinopteri; Siluriformes; Ictaluridae
Gene: arpc5a
Product: actin related protein 2/3 complex, subunit 5A
Exons: 4
Coding region: 109-564 (151 amino acids)
Biological process (GO): regulation of actin filament polymerization; cell migration; Arp2/3 complex-mediated actin nucleation
Cellular component (GO): cytoplasm; Arp2/3 protein complex; actin cytoskeleton
Molecular function (GO): actin filament binding
Source: RefSeq, a predicted model, not a curated record